UUUCCCUACGGCACGAUUUCACUCUUAUAUUACAUUGCCAGUACAGUUCAGCUUUAAUCUCUGGGACAAACUAGAAUCUGUAUUAUAUUGAAUUUCAUUUGUUGUAUUUAUUUAUAUCAGUCCAUUGCUUAAGGGCACCUUUGCCUCAAUCGGACAGGGUGGAUUUUGGAGUGGGUAACUUUUCGAGGUCUUUUGCAGCAGAUUCCUAAAUUCCCAAGGGCUUCUUUGGUGCUGGAGGUUGUGGUGGAGGAGGGGGCGGCCGGUCCCUCAGAAACGCACGUUUGCGCAGCAGACCGAACGCAUUUCAUGCUGCCAAGGUCUGUCCAGGGCACUAAACACGUCUGAAAAGCAGCACCGUGAAACUGCAGUGGCUGCUGCAUGAAUAUGGUUUCCUUGCCGGCUCGACUGCUGCUUCUCAGCGGGUUGAUCCUGCCUCUCUGCGGGACGGAGAAGACUCGACAGCGUGGGCUCCGCCAGAGGGAUGCUGAGAUCGGGGAAAGAUACACCAGCUGCCUGCAGGGACCUCCAGGGAUCCCGGGCCGUGAGGGGAACCCCGGCGUCAACGGCAUUCCCGGCACACCUGGCAUCCCGGGCCGCGACGGCCUGAAGGGUGCGAAGGGCGAGUGUGAGAGGGAGAUCUUUGAGGAGCCUUGGAAGCCCAACUACAAACAGUGCGCCUGGAACUCGCUCAACUACGGGAUCGACCUGGGCAAAAUCACGGAAUGCACGUUCACCAAGAUGCGCUCGGACAGCUCGCUGAGGGUGCUCUUCAGCGGUUCCCUGCGGCUCAAGUGCAAGACGGCUUGCUGCCAGCGCUGGUACUUCACGUUUAACGGGGCCGAGUGCUCAGCGCCGCUACCCAUAGAGUCCAUCAUUUACUUGGACCAGGGGAGCCCUGAACUCAACUCCACCAUCAACAUUCACCGCACCUCUGCAGUGGAGGGCCUUUGCGAUGGGAUCCAGGCUGGCCUGGUGGAUGUGGCCAUUUGGGUCGGCACCUGUGCUGACUACCCACGUGGCGAUGCCUCCACCGGCUGGAACUCCGUGUCCCGUGUCAUCAUCGAGGAGCUGCCCAAAUGAGGGGCGACCCCCCAUGAGAGAUCCCCUGGAGGGAAGCGAUCGGCGACCAGCCCCCCAGCCAUUGCCAACCCGUGUGCUAGCAUCGGUUCAGGAGUGGUGGAGCAAAUCUGUCACUGGUGGGAAAUUAGGCAUUUUUUGUAAAGCUCAAAUGUUGUAGGAAAAAAAUCGUAGUUUUGAAUUUGCAAAUUUUAGCCUGGGCUAUUUUAUGUCCUGGAACAUCAGAUGCCAAUAUCACUUUUUAUAUAUCAAAACAUGCAAAUAAAAAUGACCUUUUUUUAAGAAAUAUAUUUUAC
This is a messenger RNA of Brienomyrus brachyistius, 1373 nucleotides long. RefSeq names its product collagen triple helix repeat-containing protein 1-like. The transcript has 4 exons. Lineage: Eukaryota; Metazoa; Chordata; Actinopteri; Osteoglossiformes; Mormyridae. Bases 379 to 1080 code for a protein of 233 amino acids. The record is from RefSeq and is a predicted model, not a curated record.